Messenger RNA from Sphaeroforma arctica JP610, 6136 nucleotides. RefSeq lists its product as hypothetical. Gene Ontology annotation, biological process: regulation of transcription by RNA polymerase II. Gene Ontology annotation, cellular component: nucleus. Bases 1 to 5973 code for a protein of 1990 amino acids. The transcript is spliced from 2 exons. Gene Ontology annotation, molecular function: transcription coregulator activity. The record is from RefSeq and is a predicted model, not a curated record. NCBI's taxonomy places the organism in Eukaryota, Ichthyosporea, Ichthyophonida.
AUGCCAAUGAUUGUAACGGCAAUUAAGAACUGGCACAACGGACAUAAUGUGAGGUGUACGUAUAAGGUGCCCCCCACACCAAACCACUCAGCGGCAUCGGACAAGACCGCCGCCAACAAACGCCCUGUAGAAGCGGUUAACGGAGAGGUCGACAGUGCAAAACGUAUCAAGAUCGAAAAGAAGGUGUUUGACGACGGUGUGAAUAUCACUAUGGUCGAUGUUGCGCCUGUAUUCGAAGUGAAGCUUGAGCGCCCGCUGUUGGGCUCGGAGAGUGCAGAUAUACACGCGGGGAAGGGCCUGAUGGGAAAUAUCACCCAGGCCGCAAGGCUGGAGGACUGUACGCACAUUAAUGGCGAAGGCAACACAGCUGGUUAUGGUGGCCUUGCCAUAAAACGUGAAGGAGGAGGGUACGUGAAAGUAGAGCCGGGGCUGGGUGAAGGGGAGAGUGCAGGAAGUCCGAAGCUCGGGGCGCCGAGUCACGGUACUGAUGGCCCGCGAGGGGAGAGUGUACCUGAGACUGCUAAUGAUAUUCACGAUGACGGUAUGAUUGGGCGUAUCAAAAGUGAGAUUGUACUUAAGAGGCAGACUGCUGUAGACAGUAAGGGGAGCGAGAAAGAUAGCGGGUCCGCGGAGACCGACAAGAAGGUUGAUACCAGUGCUCCUCUCAAUGGGGGUGUCGCAGGAGGUCAAGCUAAGAUAGUCGGUGCAGACAUGGAGAAGAGCACUGUUAGUGGCACAGAGUAUGAACGGAACGCUAUAGAGGUAUGUAGCGACGGUGGUAGCGAUAACAGCGACAACCGUGGCAGUGACAGUGGCAGUGACAGCAGUAGCGCAAGCAGCAGCAGUAGUAGCAGUGAUGAUGACGGUGAUGUCCAGUUGGACACGGCAGUUGUGACGAUGAAGCGGAAGAAGAUUGGGGUAAGGAUCAAGAGCGGCGUAGCCAAGGCCAGCAUCAAGGAACAGGCGCAGGUCAACGGCGGCAGCUCGGGUAGCUCUGACAGUUCCAGUAGUUCUAGCAGCAGUUACAGUGAUAGUGACAGUGAUUUUAGCCAGCUUGACAGCAACCGCAGUGGUGGGCGUGGUGGAACGGGCCAGGAAGCUGGGGCAGAUAGCAACAGCGACAGCUCGAGUGGACAUGCGAGUUCUUUCGAGGAUGAUAGUGAUAGUGACAGUAAUGACGGCGACAGUAGCAGUGACACUGACAGUGAACGUGAAAGCGGCAGUGAUGCAUACGAGAACAUUCGAAUGGCUGCCAGUGCCAAACGCGGUAGGAAGACCAGAGGCAACCAGAAACGGAGCGCAUCGGACGAUGCGCAGAGCUCGGAUGACGGCGACUUAGCUGAGAUGGAGAUGGAGGGAUCCGCCGCGGCCAGUGGAGAGGCAGGUAGUCUAGACGACCACGCCAACGCCGAGGGUGAGGUAUACACGUGCUUCUUCACGGGGUGUGGGCAGACGUUUGCGAGCAUCGCGUACUUCGACGUCCACCUGACCUCGCACACGGGACAGGUGGUGCAUGUAUGCACAUACGAGGACUGCACGGCCUGCUUCACGACCGCGAAGGACCUGGAGCGCCAUACGGCCUCUCAUCAGUACCUGACAACGGUGGUAUGUGCGAAUACGGCGUGUAGCGAGAUAUUUGGCAGCGUGGAGGCGUUUCAGAAGCACUGGCGGUCCUUCCACGGCAGGAUUAGCGACGCACCCGCGUGUAAGCAUGCCAGUUGUGGACUGGUGUUUCCCACCCACAAAAAGCAGGCGUUUCAUGAGCGGGAUGUGCACUUGGCGGUGGGGGUGACAUCCCAAGGGUUGUACAGGUGUGCCGUGUUAGGUUGUAAAACCGUCAAGAAAAGGAUCGAAAAGCGGAACGCACACCAGAACAUGCCCCAUUCGCACGUGUGUAAGCGCAAGAAGUGUGGGCGCGUUUUUGUGGAUGCCCAGAAACUGUUCAAGCACCAGGUGGGGGCGCAUGACACAGACUUGGCCAUGGUCUGUUCCUACCAACAGUGUGGGCAGACGUCUCUGACGGUGGAGGAUUUGGCUGAGCAUAUACGAACACACUACAAAGGUCUUGUGUACUGUGGGGAGUCAGGGUGUGGUAGCGUGCUUGCGAGUGCUGAUCACGAAGCUCACCUGCGUACUUCGCAUAAGCUGGACGUGUUUGUGUGCAGUGUGUGUGACAAAUUGUACAAGUCGUAUCAGAAAUAUAUCACACACCAGGCCAAGCGCCACCCCACUACGAAAGCGACUGCGUGUGCUUUGUUGGGGUGUGCGGCCAAGCUGGACGAAGGUCUUGGGCUGGACGAACACAUGCGUAUCAGUCACGACAGCGUGUGCCUUGCGAGAGGUUGUGGCAAGCGUUUUGUGCACGCACUAGACCUUGCGAUACACAGAGCCAGCCAGCAUGACUUAACUGUCAUUGACCUGGACCAGGGUACGUUUGAGACUCCAGCGGAUACAAAGGAUGACCGCACAUGCACAUCGCUGUCUGGGAAGUCGGAACCCUCUGUGGCUCACUUAGAACCCGAGGCUAAGCCACAGUCUGGUGCAAAGGUGUCGCCGAAGGGUGCAGGAAGCGAGACUCGGGUUGAGAAAGAAACACUUCUCUGUCCGUACAAUGGGUGUGAUCAGAAGUGUAGCACUGACAAUCUCUUUAGGACCCAUAUCCGCAAGCACUACCGGCGCAUGGUGUACUGUGGCGUACCCGAGUGUAACUCUAUCACACUGUUGACGGACUACAAGCGCCAUCUCGGAUCAGCCCACGGAUGCGUGGACGAGUUCAAAUGCUCUGCUUGUCCCAAGUCACACACCUUCAAGAUAUACGAGAACCUUCGCACACACAUGGAGAAGAACCACGGACCCGAAUUGAAGCAUGCAUGUGCCCUCGCCGGGUGCACGGCACAGCUUAAAACCAGCGCGGGGCUGGAUGCCCAUAUGCGGCAGUCUCAUGACCACGUGUGUGCGGAGCCAGAGUGUGGCGAGCGCUUUGUAUACUCAUCUCGCUUGGCUACACAUACGGCGUCUUGCUACACUGAGGCUGUCAAGACGCACGACAAGGCCACGCCCGAGAUAGCUGAAAAGCGUGAGAAGGUUGCUGAUAAGCUGAGCGCAAAGGAAUCAAGGAAGGUGCGUAAGAAGGAGUCCCCGAAGUCGAGUGAGAAAGAGUCGCGCAAGGCGAGUGCAAAAAAUUCUAAGAAGGGGAGUGGCGAAGAUACAAAGAAGGGUAGUGGAAAGGUAACAAGCAAGGUGGAUGCUAAAGCUGCAAAGCUCCAGGUUGAUGAAAAGGCGUCAAGCAAACAACCGGUUACAACGAAAGUGGUGCCAUUUUCUUGUUUUUAUUCUGGCUGCGAUAAAAAAUUUACAGAUUUCGUCUCGUACAAGAAACACGUUGUGCAUCACUAUCGCCGCCUAGCGUGUUGUCCUGAGCCGUCAUGUCGGGAAAUAUUUCUGAAGACCGAUCUUAAGCAGCAUCUCUACAAAGCGCAUGGUAUAACUGAUAACUUCGUGUGUGGUUCCUGCAACAAGUCGCACAAAACCUUUGAGAAGUAUAUCACGCACACGGCACGACGACACGGAACUGAGAAGCCUCUAGCGUGUGCCAUAUGCGGAUGCACCUCUCAGCUUGCGAGACCCUCUAAGCUCGAUAGUCACAUGCACGAUAACCACGACUACAUAUGCAAAUCAAAACACUGCAAGGAGCGUUUUGUUUACGCGUCGCGGCUGGCCAGACACACGGCAACGCAUCACAAGAAGGAGGUCGUAUCUAAGCGUGAUGGAAGCUCAGGGAGCGAGAAGGCUAGAACGGCCCAGGAAAUCCCGCAGUCGGAGUCCGGUGCUAUGCGAGGUACUGAUCAAACAUUGGCUGUUCUAGAUCGGAAUGGAGAUAACAAGCUCGUAAGCAUGUCAGCAGAUGGAGCGGUUGUGGGUGUGGCAUCGGGUGUGCCUGAGGACGCCACGAAGACCAAGUCUUUCGCAUGUAAAUACACCUUCUGUAGAAAACAGAUGAGCACGCUGGAUUCUUUCGUCGCGCAUGUGAUCAACCACCAGAGGGUCUGGAUGCUCUGUGGGCAGUCGGGCUGCACCACUGCGAUUAUGAAGUCGGAUUGCGAGUUCCAUCUGCGUCUGGUGCACGGUAUCACAGCAAACUUCAAAUGUGGUAUCUGCCGUUCGGAUCAGACAUACAGCACCUUCCGCGAGUACAUCCAACACAUCCGGAAAGACCAUCAUGUCAAGGAUCCGCGUGCGUGUGCGGUCAGCGGGUGUCCUGCCGUCAUCGAGGACCUAUCGCAACUUGACGAGCACAUGCGUACGGUGCACGACGUUGUGUGCCAGGUGCCGGGUUGUGGAGUACGGUAUGCGCGAGACUAUAAGAUGGGUAAGCAUAUGGUACACGUUCACAAGCAGAGUAGCGAGAGCCUCAGACGGUCCAUGAUGAAUCCCAAUGCCAUGUAUAUGACCUUCCCUCCGUGUCCAUACUUCGGCUGUACUAGUGGUGUGUUCAGCCACCCCCUUGAGUACAACUUGCACAUCGGCUCGCAUUAUAGACGACUUGUGUUCUGUUCAGAAGCGAAUUGCGACGCGACCUCGAGCAUUAAGGGCUACUUGAAACACCGGCAGUCGGCUCACGGUCUCAAUGGCAACAGUUACAAGUGCCACCCGUGUAAAGAUUCGUUUGCUUCCAUAACAGCAUAUUCGUUCCAUCUAGUGGCCUGGCACAGUCCUGGGGAGGAGUUUGUCUGUGCACUCGUCGGCUGUGGCGUGAAGUUCAAAACGCCUACAGAGAUGGACGAUCACAUGCGCAUCUGCCACGACUACCACUGUCCAGAGCUUAAUUGUGGCGCACGCUUUGCGGCGAAGGCGCGUCUGACCAAACAUAUGUCAGUUGAACACGGACAUAAACGCCUGACCAGACAUCUGUCAGUUCCACCCGUACACAAACGCAGUGACAAUGUUGCAAAGGGCGAUCGGAACCCGCCCCCAUUGACUGACCGGAUGACGUUACUGGAGACUCCUCGAGGUAUUUCGGGUGAGGGCCAGAUUUUGGCUCAUUCUGAACAUGAGAUCAAUAAGAAUAAGGCAAUAGGUAAUCCUAGAGCUACCCAGGUACAGCCCAUACAAGGAGUAGUACAGAGUCAACCGGCGAGAUUAUCGAGAUUCGGAGUACCGCCGGAUUGGGCUAAAAACCCACCAUCGUCUGUGCUGAACCAGGGUCAGGACCCCACACAUGGACGGAAUCAGGAGCAGUUUAUGGGUGUUACCAGAAAUAGAAACAAUCAGGGUCAGGCCAACGGGCACUUCAGGUUAGAAAUGGCUCAGAAUCAGCCGGCGAUCGAUCCUAAUUUUGGACUGAAUUUGAAUCGAGCUGUGAAUCAUUCCAGAUUUGGAGAAGAUCAGGGUCAUGUGGCGAGUAACUCUAAUUACGGACUGAAUCCGGGUCAGGCAACAGGCGACCCCAACUUUAGAUCGAAUCAGGGUCAGGCUAUGAACAAUGCUAGACCCGAUUAUGGCAUGGUAGUCAUGUAUAGAUGUCCGUAUUUUGCGUGUAGCGCCACGUUUGAAUCGUCAGAGCUGCUCGAUAAACACAUUGUGGUGCACUACCGUAGGUGGGUGUACUGCGGGCAACCGCGCUGUGGAGAAAUAGUCGACGUAGAAAAAUACAUAGCACACAAUGCAAAAGUACACGCCGGCGCGGGUGGCUUGAGGUGCCGUUCAUGCAACAUGCUUUUCCGAUCAGUCGAUGCCUUGAAGCAGCAUCAGAACCGAAUUCACAGGAAGGAGUUGUAUGAAGAAGCAUGUGCGCUGACAGGAUGCACGGUGCCAUCGGCAAAGGACGCGAGUAUUAGUGAGCACAUGCGUCUGUACCACGACUUCGUCUGCCCAGCGGAUAGCUGCAACGGGCGUUUCACGAGCGACAAGCUCUAUCAUGCACAUGUCAGACGUCUGCACCCGGAGUAUAUUUGGAACGCUGAUCGGAGAUAAAGGCCUUUGUAGAGCAUUGGCGAUGUAGUCUUCUGGUAUAUGGGGAAUGUACCUGGGGAAGUGCUUUGAAUUGGAAAAAGGUAUGCAAGAAUUCAAGUUGAAGAUGACCGCGGCAACGUGCAAACUUUAGACUCACAAAGCAUGAAUAUAUGAGGUGGACCGA